UAUCUGGACCAUAUGCCACAGAAUUCAGGUGACAAUUUUCCCCAGCAGAUCCGUACCAGACAGGUGCUGCAAGUCAGUCACUGAAAUUCCAAGGAACCCACAAAAAGGUCUGUCUGGAAUCACUCAUUAUGAAUACUUCAACUACAUCAAUCUUCCUUCCAACUGCCACCAGCCAGGCUCAUGGGACUAAUCAGAGCGGUGCUGUGGGAAAGGCAGAGCCAUCGUAUGCUGUCCUCAAGUUCAUGGAGAGCUUCUGCCUCAUCAGUGCUGCCUGUGGGAUGGUGGGAAAUGGCAUGGUCAUAUGGUACCUUGGCUUCCGCAUCCGGAGAAACCAUUUCACUGUCUACAUCCUGAACCUGGCCGCUGCUGACUUUGGCUAUCUCCUCUGCAUCGCCAUUGAGACGGUUCAGUACCUGAUGCAGUUCAAUGUUGGGGUGCAGUUUGGGAUAUUUCUCUUCCUGGAUCUUUUCAUGUAUGGGACCGGCUUGUAUCUCCUGACUGCCAUCAGCAUUGAGAGGUGCCUGUCUGUCCUUUGUCCAAUCUGGUGCCGAACCCACCGCCCAAAGCUCUUGUCCGGCAUCAUCUCCGGCCUGCUCUGGGGUCUCUCCCUGCUGCUGAACACGCUCGGGUACAUUUUGUGUACCAUUCGCCCCUCUCCCAGGAGCUGCCAUCUCCUGCUCAUCGCCAUCGGAUCCUUGGACUUCCUCUUCUGCACGCCCCUCAUGCUGAUCUUCAGCCUGACUCUCUUCCUUAGAGUCAAGUGCAGCACCCAACACGUCCGAACAGGCAGGCUCUUCACCAUCAUCAUGCUCACCGUCCUUUUCUUCCUCAUUUUCGCCGUGCCUCUCAGCGUCCUCAUCCUCUUUGACUUCCUGGGCUACAAAUUUCUCUACUCCCCGGAGAUUGGCUUUGUGCUGUCCUGCGUGAAUAGCAGUCUCAACCCCAUCAUUUACUUCCUUGUGGGGAGCUACAGGGAUCGGAGAAUCAAGUUCACCCUCAGGCUGGCAUUCCAGAGAGCCUUUGAAGAUUCAGCAGAUGACAAAGAUGAACGGGAAACCCGUGAUACAAUAACUAUGUCCUCCUAA
This is a messenger RNA of Pterocles gutturalis (yellow-throated sandgrouse), 1085 nucleotides long. Its product is annotated as proto-oncogene Mas-like. The record is from RefSeq and is a predicted model, not a curated record. NCBI's taxonomy places the organism in Eukaryota, Metazoa, Chordata, Aves, Pterocliformes, Pteroclidae. The transcript has 2 exons. Gene Ontology annotation, biological process: G protein-coupled receptor signaling pathway. The coding region runs from base 129 to 1085 and encodes 318 amino acids. Gene Ontology annotation, molecular function: G protein-coupled receptor activity. Gene Ontology annotation, cellular component: membrane.